AUGUGUAUAUGUUCAAAAAUGUCUGCGCCCAUGGAGGACACGCCGCACGAUGAUGUUUGUGAAAUAGAGGCAACGGUGAUAACGGGUUUUGAAAAUGUAGCGAAGGAAGAAGCAGAAGAAAAGCUUAAAGUUCCAGUGGAUGUAAAACGCGGGCGAAUCGCAUUCAAGAUUCCAACUGCAGAUGUCAAGAAGGUGCUGGAGCUGGGAGGCAUUGAUAACUGCUUUGUCGUGAUGUCCCGAUUUCCUGAUGUCAACUUCACAAAUGAUGAGUUGGAAUGUAUGGCAGCACUAAGAAAGAUUGUAUACACUGUAAACUGGAAGCUGGGGCUGGCUGCAUGGAGCAAUGUCUAUUCAUUUCCUCGUCCCAUUUCUACUACUCCAGAGGUUAUACCAAAGGAUCUAGGGGAGCCGACUCUGUCCUCCAGGUUUCAUCGUCCAAACGACCCCUCUCAACAGCGGGGCCCCAAAUUAUCCAAAUCCGAGAAGAGAAAGCUUCGAAAGAAGCAAGCUUGGGAGAGAUCUACUGGACAGAAUGUUCAACAGCAGAAAGAAAGGAAGAAAGUGGAAAAAGCUGAAGAUCCGAAUAAUGGUGGCUCAGUAGAUGAGAGCAGUAGUGUUUCAAGUGAUAAUAAAUCUCCAAUGAAGAGUGGCGACAUGUCUGAAAAUCUGUCAGAAAAUGUCCAAACACAAUUACGUCAGGCAGAAAGUGAUCCAAACAAGACUGUUGAAAGUGACCCAGCCGAGGCUGUUGAAAGUGACUUUUCCCCAGUCAGUAAGAAACAAAAGACAACUGAACAUGAUCCCAACAAACCUGCGUUUAGAGUGACGUGCAAUCGUAACGGUGGCAGUCAUCCAUUCGACUCUAUGGGGGCCGCCUCCAAUUUCGGAGGAGCAGUGUACAAUUAUUUCCACUGGAAUGUGUCGAUGAAGGAGUUUGACAUCGAGGUGAUAUUGAACAUUGAUGAUCGAGAUGUCACGGUGUGUCUGGGUUUAACGAAGCAGAGUCUUCAUCACAGAUUUAUCAAAGCAUUCGGACCGACAGCUCUCAGAGCGACCAUUGCGUUUAACAUGCUCAGACUUUGUAAGAUUGAGCCAGGAGAAGUGAUAUGCGACCCAAUGUGUGGGGGAGGAACCAUCCCAAUCCAGUCAGCAGUGUCCUGGGAAGAUUGUACCACUCUGUGUGGUGACAUCAUACAUAAGGCGGUGAAGAGGACCACGGAAAAUGUCAAUUACGUCUCCCAGACACAGCCAUUGUCAGUGGAGGUUGUGAGAUGGGAUGUCACCAAGUUACCGCUGAGGACAGAGAGUAUGGAUGUCUGCGUUACAGAUCUGCCAUUUGGAAUAAGGAGUGGAUCGAAGAUGAAUAAUUGGCGGUUGUACCCGGGAGCCCUAAUGGAGAUGGCUCGAGUAUGUCGAGUGGAAAAAGGUCGAGCGUGCUUAUUGACCCAAGACAAAAAGUGUAUCAAUAAAGCUUUGUCAGUAACAGCCAAAUACUGGAAGUGUCGGAAUAUGGUUGGAUUUAACAUGGGAGGAUUAGCUGCGUGCGUUUACAUACUUCACAGAUCGGUGGAAAAGUAUAAUGCUGCGGAUGCUGCAGAAAUGCUGUCGACAGCAUUGUUACAGGCGAAGAACAAAGAGGCAGGAUCUCCCAUUAAAACGGAGUAAUUGUCACAGACAGGGCUUCAUAAUCAGAAGACUGAUGGCUUAGAGUCUAUUCCUAAAAAUGGCCGAGUUUUUACUGAUCAAUUUCUUCAGAUUGGGAUUUGUGAUUUACAAAAUCAAAGGAAGCUAGGUUAAGCAAACUCAGCCAAUAAUACUGAAUCAAUUUCGAUAUGUAGACUCGUGUUAUUAUAACAUGUAAAUCUUUAGAUUUUGUGGGAGGUCAAUUUUCGUAGAUUCCUCGUAUUCAAACCACAAUGAGAUAUUACACAAUUUAUAUGUUGUUUCGAUGUACAGAAACUGCAUCCUAUUGAAAUCUUAAAAUUUUGUCAAUCUGCGGAAAUAGGCCUCCCGUAAAUUUAAAUAAUUUUGCAGUAUAUGUCAAAUCUGCCAUACUAGUUGUAUUUAUGUUAGACCAGUUGACAUAAGCAGCCUAUCAUGUAAUUAGCAUGUAGCAGUUAGAUUGGUUCCAUUGUUGAGGACUAGAGAGUUCAGUUUGUAGAGCACUGUAACAGAGUCACAGGAGUUCUGAGUUUGUAAUGUAACGUAAUAAAUGGAUAUGUGCUGUAAUUUUCGGAAAUAAGGUUGAUGUGUUGUACAGGGUGAAAAGCUUUUAUUUAGCCAUUUUAUGAGAAAAUUCCUUAGGUUGGUCGAUUCCACAGAUAGGGCAAAGUCUCACCAAGCUAUUUCUAGUGCUAUUAUGAGGUCAAUAGGGCACGGGUAUCGUAAAUCAUACCAGUACAAAUCUUAUACAUGUAUGGGAAAGCAUUCAUUUUGAAAAUACAGUAAAUGAAAUUACCACUUUGCCAAUGGCAGUCUAACUUUCAGCAUUGCUGUUCAGAUUGUUUACUGUUUAUUAUCUGCCAUGUUGGAUUUUUACGUAUCGACUUUUCAGCAAACCCAGUGAAAUUUCCUUUUUCCAUUUCAGAAGUAGAACUACAUGUACUUUGUUAACAUUAAUUUCUGAUACAAUGUUUUUUUUUUUUUUUUGGUGAGGUUUGAGAUUUUACACUGAUUAUAUACUUGUAAUUAAAAACUUUGGGAAAGUUACGGACA
Ostrea edulis (European flat oyster) is the source of this 2715-nucleotide messenger RNA. RefSeq names its product tRNA (guanine(6)-N2)-methyltransferase THUMP3-like. Bases 1 to 1665 code for a protein of 554 amino acids. The transcript is spliced from 9 exons. The record is from RefSeq and is a predicted model, not a curated record. Lineage: Eukaryota; Metazoa; Mollusca; Bivalvia; Ostreida; Ostreidae. Gene Ontology annotation, biological process: tRNA methylation. Gene Ontology annotation, molecular function: RNA binding; tRNA (guanine) methyltransferase activity.